GCUGAAUUCGGACACACUCAAUUUGUUUUUAGUGGAGGGAACAGGCGGAGCUCCUGUUUGCAAAUUUUAUUACAGCUUUUAAACGGUACAAAGUCUGCAUAAUUCUUCUUAUUUGGGAGAGCACAAGAGUCCUUCAAAAUGGACAACGACUUCUCAGAGCUUCUCAGCCAGGCUGAGCAGCUGGCUAAUGACAUUGAUGGGGUUGGAGAACUCCCUCAAGUUGAACGUUCACUCAGACAGGUUUUGGAUGCAUCCAAUGACCUCUGGAGCAAAGUCACUCUUCAUGAAGCUCCCGACAUUCAGGCACAUAUGAUGCUUGCAUCCAAAGGAGUGGAUCUGACCCAAUUGUCUCAAAAGUUAGAUACACUUAGUACAAGGAAAACAUUUGAGCCUUUAGAACCAGUCCCAGAAGCUGAUAUUUCAAGCUACCUAAAAAAUGAAGUCGAGAAUGUUCUCCUAUCUCUUAUUGAGGGAACUCAUAGGAGGUCAUCAGCAGCAGCAGAUCAACGCCUAUGGGAUAGUAUCAGACAAAAUUGGUCCAAGGAGAUGCGACAAAUGUUCAAUGCUCUUCAUGGGUCUUCUAGACCUCUUGAUCUGCAAGGCCUACCUGAGACUUCAACUGUGGCUGAUGUAGCUCCUGUUCAUAGCCGUCUUGACCACAUGGAAAUGGCUUAUGCUAAAGAAGUGAUCGACUAUAAUGAUCGUGUCAUUCAAGGUGGAGUCAGACCUCAGCUUGUGAUCAAAUUUGCCAAAGCAGCUGAGUCAUUUAACAACAUGAAAGUUAAUGAACUUUGGGAAAUUGUGCAGUACAUGUCCCACAUUGCUCCACAAUUCAAAGACAAUCCUAUUCUCACUAGAACGUCAGCUCCUACCCAAAGCCAACUUAUUUUGCAAGCAAGGAAAUACCUUGAAGAAAGAUACAAAAAAUAUAUGACAAAGCUGGUUGAAGGCAAUUUAGCCCUGGCUUGCCGUGGCGGUGUUCCUGGAACACUGUCUCUUGUUCGCAGUUUUGUAGACCUGAGAGUUUUAGGUAGUUUGCAAGGAAUGCUAGGGCUGGAAGAUGGUCAGGUUGACAAAAAGCCAAUUUGGCCACAACUUUACUACUGUCUAAGGUGUGGAGAUAUUGAUGCUGCUCUAUCAUGUGCAACACAAGCUGGAGCUCAACUGGCCGACCUGUGCGCAAUUUUGGGAGCCUUGAAGAGCAGCCCAGAACGUGCCCUUGAUCCUAGCAUGGAGUCAACAGUGAGGUUCCAAUAUAGAUGUAAUAUUCGCAAGUCUCCUGAUCCAUUCAAAAGGGCUGUCUACUGUAUCCUUGGAGCAUGUGAUGUCUCUGAUGAGCAUUCUGAAGUAGCUAAAACUGCAGAUGAUUAUUUAUGGUUCAAGCUUUGCCAGAUACGUGAAGGAGAGCGAACUGAUUCAAGAUCAGGAGAAAAUAUAACUCUUCAGCAUUUGCAAACACUUAUUUCACAAGAUUAUGGGGAGUCUCAUUACAAUGCCCUUGAACAACCUCAUGUCUAUUUUCAAAUGCUUUUUUUAACUGGCCAAUAUGAGUUGGCUCUUGAGUUUUUGUGGCGCAUUGACAAAUUGAAAGUUCAUGCUGUUCACAUGGCCAUAGCUCUACAUGAGUGUAAUCUCCUUGGGAUACCUAAUUGCCCAGAGUCACCUCUAUUAUGUGUGGAUCCCUCUGAUCAAACACCACACCGUCGAUUAAAUUUAGCUCGCUUGAUCCAAUACUAUGUUAGGCGAUUUAAUUUGACUGAUAUGAAGGAGGCAUUGCAUUAUUACUACUUCUUGAGGGGGAUGAGAUUACCCUCUGGAGACAACCUCUUCAGAUUUUGCAUCUCAACUCUGGCAAUGGAGUCGAGAGACUUCAGCACUAUACUAGGCAGAUUGGAGCCUGAUGGGUGCAGAACUCCAGGCAUCAUAGACAUUUUCAAUGGUGUUCAAGCUGAACCAAGUGAAAUAAUUGAAAUGGUGGCAUCCAAUCUUGAAAAGAAAGGAUUAUUUGAAGAUGCUCUGGAAGUCUAUGAUUUGGCUGGGAACCAUGAGAAAGUGAUGAGCCUGAUGAGUGGCCUUUUAAGUCAAGUUGUCCACCUUGUAAGUCAGCAGGGUUCUUUGCGUUUCCGUCUUGCUGCCAAGGCCACAGACGUAUCUCGCCGUAUUGAAGGAAACAAAUUCCGCUGCUCUGAUGAAACCUACCGUACUUUUAAAACCCUGAGGCAUUUAUUAGAGUUCUUUGACAAGUAUCAUGCGGGAGAUUAUGUGAAAGCCUUAGAGUUGAUUGUAGAAUCGGGACUUAUACCCAGUAAAACGGAAGAAGUUGAGAACAGAGUUAAUAAUUUCCGGAAGCUGGGUGAUGAUAUCUGCCACAAUUUUCCUCAGCUCUUAAUUGCAACCAUGACUAUAUUACACUCUCUUUAUAAUAGAGCAAGGGGAAAUGUCAAUAUGAGUCUAAGCUCAUCUAGACUCGAGACCAGUAUGGCUGACAAACCACUUGCAUCUUACAGAGAGCAAGCCAGAGCUAUAACUAGCUUUGCUGGAACUAUGCCCUACAGACUGCCCGGAGAUACAAAUUCUAAGUUGGUGCAGAUGGAAAUCCUUAUGCACUAAAAUAAUUUUUGUUGUGUAAAUCAUCUUGCAAUCUGCCUUUAUUGUACUUAUUCAAUCAUUAAAAUAAUUUAAGUUUUCAUGGUA
Molecule: messenger RNA, 2694 nt
Organism: Frankliniella occidentalis (western flower thrips)
Lineage: Eukaryota; Metazoa; Arthropoda; Insecta; Thysanoptera; Thripidae
Product: nuclear pore complex protein Nup93-like
Exons: 16
Coding region: 139-2610 (823 amino acids)
Biological process (GO): protein import into nucleus; poly(A)+ mRNA export from nucleus
Cellular component (GO): nuclear pore
Molecular function (GO): structural constituent of nuclear pore
Source: RefSeq, a predicted model, not a curated record